AUGGAUGAUUCUGAUGAAGAGUUCUUGUCUGGUUCAAAUUCACCAUCGUCAAGGCUAUCAUCUGUUGUUCCAGAAUCACUUCCAAAAGAUGGUGUAUCAGCAAGAACAAGAUCAAGAGGAGGUAAAAAUGGUGAAAUAAGUGAUUUAAAAGGUGCAAAUGGUUAUGCAUGGGAAGAUGAAUAUCAAAGAUCUUGGGAUAUUGUUAAAGAUGAUGAAUCUGGUAGUGGGUCAUUUGAAGCAAUGGUUCAAACAAUUAUAGAAAAUAGGAAAAAGAAAAUUAUGAAAAAUCCAAGUACACCAUUUCAAAGAGGUAUAAUAAGAACUUUAGUAAUAGCAAUUGAUGGAUCACUAGCGAUGGCUGAAAAAGAUUUACGACCUACAAGACUUUCAUUAACUUUAAAUUAUUUACAAGAAUUUGUUGUUGAAUUUUUCGAUCAAAAUCCAAUAUCACAAUUAGGUAUAGUAUUAAUGAGAAAUGGUGUAGCAAAUUUAGUUAGUGAAGUAAGCGGACUGCCUCAAUAUCAUAUCGAUAAAUUACGACAACUCAAAGCAAGACAACACAAUAAAUUUGAACCAAAGGGAGAUCCUUCUUUACAAAAUACUUUGGAAAUGGCAAGAUCUUUAUUAAAAUUCAAUUUUGGUACCACUUCUAAUAAUACAAAAAAUUCCAAAGAAAUAUUAAUAAUAUUUGGAUCAUUAUUUACAAGUGAUCCUGGAGAUAUUCAUAAAACAAUUGAUAGUUUAGUAAAAGAUGAUAUAAAAGUAAGUGUCAUUGGACUUUCUGCUCAAGUAGCCAUUUGUCAGGAAAUGGUCAAUAAAACUAAUCAUGAACCAAGAAAUACUACAUCAAAACACUAUGGAAUUAUAAUGAAUGAAUCACAUUUCAAGGAAUUAUUAAUGGAUUGUGUAACACCACUACCGUUAACAGAAAAUGAGGAAAAAAUUGAAGAAUCAAAAGGUGUACCAAUUAUAAAAAUGGGAUUUCCUUCAAAACUACAACCAACAUUAACUUCAAGUAUUGGAAACACAGAAUUUACUGUGGAGUUUCCUCAACUCAAUGCUUCUCAUCCAACUCAAGGGUCUGAUGAAUCAAGAGACGUUGUUGAAAUAAAUUCUAAUAUACCACAAUCAUCAUCUUCAAUAAUUGGUUAUCAAUGUCCACAAUGUAAAAGUAAAGUUUGUAAUUUACCUACAAUUUGUCCAGUAUGUGGUCUUAUGCUUAUACUAUCAACUCAUUUAGCUAGAUCUUAUCAUCAUUUAGUGCCCUUGGCCCCAUAUAAAGAAGUUCCUGUAAGUCCUAUUUAUGAUAGUGAAUAUUGUUUUGGUUGUCAAUUAAAAUUUCCCAAGGGAGUUAAAGUAGGUACUCAUAAGGGGACUAUUGAAUCAAUGACAAGUUCAAGAUAUCAAUGUAUAAAAUGUAAACAAGAUUUUUGUAUAAAUUGUGAUGUUUUUGUACAUGAAACACUUCAUAAUUGUCCUGGAUGUGAAAAUAAUUAA
This is a messenger RNA of Lodderomyces jiufengensis, 1497 nucleotides long. RefSeq names its product TFIIH/NER complex subunit. The transcript has a single exon. Gene Ontology annotation, cellular component: transcription factor TFIIH core complex; transcription factor TFIIH holo complex. NCBI's taxonomy places the organism in Eukaryota, Fungi, Ascomycota, Pichiomycetes, Serinales, Debaryomycetaceae. The record is from RefSeq and is a predicted model, not a curated record. Gene Ontology annotation, molecular function: zinc ion binding. Bases 1 to 1497 code for a protein of 498 amino acids. Gene Ontology annotation, biological process: regulation of transcription by RNA polymerase II; nucleotide-excision repair; DNA-templated transcription.